Molecule: messenger RNA, 7289 nt
Organism: Leptopilina boulardi
Lineage: Eukaryota; Metazoa; Arthropoda; Insecta; Hymenoptera; Figitidae
Gene: Atg2
Product: autophagy-related protein 2 homolog B
Exons: 17
Coding region: 478-6726 (2082 amino acids)
Biological process (GO): piecemeal microautophagy of the nucleus; autophagy of mitochondrion; reticulophagy
Cellular component (GO): extrinsic component of membrane; phagophore assembly site
Molecular function (GO): phosphatidylinositol-3-phosphate binding
Source: RefSeq, a predicted model, not a curated record
ACAUCAGCUGAUUUCAAUCAAUGAAAAAGUAACCAAAGAGCCUCUGACGUUUCUUGUGUGUUUGGAAUUAUUAUGAAAACAAUAAAAACAUCGCGCUACCUCCAGGACAUUGUGGUGUCAAAUUUAAUAAUUCGUUUAUAAUUCUUGACAACGCGUGUUUUAUUAUUAUGUUUAUUGUGAUUGUCCCCGGGAAUAGGACACGUGUAUCGCGAAUGUGGAGAAUUAUAAAAAUAAAAAUCCUCGACGCAUUUUUCAUCCAAGAGUAGAGUAUAUCAUAAAACCUAACCUAACAUUUGAUUAUUUCGCGCAUAUAUGACGACAAUUAGAGUUCCUGGAGAAACUUAUUAUCAACAUUUCUCAACGUGAAUCUAAAUAUUAAUAAGUGUCAAAUAUUACAAACAAAGUGGAGUGUGUGUGAUGUGAACGGUGUCCCGUUUUUUUUUCUUCUCGAGCGGGGGGCGAAAAGAAAAAAAUAAUAUGUCGUGGUUAAAUCCAUUGGGACGCUUUCAAUGGACCGAGGGUAUCAAGAAUACGGCCUGCAGGUACCUUUUGCAAAGGUAUCUGGGACAAUUUCUCGAAGAAAAACUCACCCUCGAUCAACUCACUGUCAAUCUUUGCAAUGGCACUGGCUCUGUGACAAAUGUCAAACUCGACGUUCAGGCCCUGAACGAGAUGGGCAAACAGCAACAGUUGCCGUUUCAAUUUAUCGACGGUUCCGUCGACGAAAUGUCGAUAAGCAUUCCGUGGUUGAAGCUGUUAACGGAACCGAGUUACAUUGAAAUUAAAGGACUUCGAUUGACGAUUCAGCCAAGAAAACGGGAAGACACAGGAACAUCGAUGUUUGAAUCUAUGUUGAGCUCAAUGAGUUCUAGUAUGCAACUCGCUCAAGAAUGUCUUCAAGAAGACGCUAAAGACGCUGGAAAUUCACAGCCACUCGAGAGUGUUGAACUUUUCGCACAAACAAUAGAUUCAAUUCUGUGCAAAAUCAAAGUCAGAUUUCUAAACACAGUAAUUCGAAUGGAACAUAUGCCAUUGGGAUCGAGAACAGGUGUUGCUUUGGAAAUAAGAAUAAGAAAUUUAGAAUAUUCCGAUGAGGCCGGCUCGGAUCCAAGUAACGCAAAUUUAGAUCCAAAUCUUCAAUCGAAAGGAUACGUCAUUCCGGCAUUUAUGACAAAGAAAUUUUAUUUAGAAGGUGUAACAAUAUUCACUGAUGAAUUUCCUUUCACAGCAAGAACUUCUUCACGAAGUCGUUGUUCUACUCCCGACUCAAAGAAUUCCGAUGCGCAAUAUUCAUCACCUCAAAUAUCACCAAAUCAAAGUUUCCAAACGGGCGUCGAUAGUGACGCAAACAAUUCACCGACUAGUGUUAAGAGUCCAAUAAUAAUUGCAAAAAUUUCCGGACGACAGGAAUUGAGAUUGAAAGUGAAACAGGGUGAGGUGCCGGGGCCAAAAGUGGAAUUGGAAAUGAUUUUGGGUUCGUUCACGACAUUUUUGAGUCCAAGACAAAUGCAUGUUUUAAUUGAAUUGGCACAUGGACUUGCAUCACCUGAUAUGGAGGAUGUGAGUAAUGUGCCGUCGAGAAAUUGUACGGAAAAACCAAUGUUAAACAGUGAUUUUAAUCGUGUUGAACGUGAACUUCUUCAGAAAAUUCAACCACUUCAAGGUCUUCGGACAAUGGAUUUGAGGCACACACAAGGUUGGUCAUCAACAACAAUGGAAUCAGACAACGAAGAUGAAUUCCUUCCAAUGCGUGCACCAGGCGCUAAUUCAAUGUGCGAUUCACUAACAAGUAAUAACACCAGUAUGGACGGAAGUAUAACAACUUCGAGUAUUAGUUCAAAAAGUUCAAUGAAUAAUGUUCAUAAAAAUCAAAAAUAUCGUCAAAGUAUAGAUAUGGAUACAUCGGCUGAGACAUCACAAUUUCAUGUGAGAGUUUCAUCAAUUGCCAUGGUUCUUCUUCAUGAAGAUAUUUUAACAUUAUGCACCGAGGGUAUUGGUUUAACGAGAGCAAGUACACGACAAAUGGAAAUAAUUGCUGAGGAAUUUUUCAAAAAUAUGGAUUUCUUUGUUUCAAGUGGCUAUGGAAAUAAAGACUUUGAGAAAGCAUCGAAAAUGUUUAUUGAGGCCUGUCAACUUAGUCAUAUAAGAAUUCUUGCUGCACCAUUAGUGAUUGAGGCCAGUGAAAAAACAACAGCUCAAUUUUCAUCUAUUUCAUGUAGUUUAAGUCUCGCGAGUUUAGAAAUUGUCGAGUCAUUAGUCAAUUCAAAUUCAACAAAUUCCACAUGUCAAGGAACAAUAACUCCCGUCACGGAAUUUAUUGAACUUCUUGCCUUUUUUAAGGAUUCAAAUAAAUUGGGAUUUUCAAAUACAACGGAUUUUCGAAUGUGUUUUAAACACACGGAAAAGGCAAUAAGACAUGGACAAAGCACGAAAUUUGCACAUCCACGAACGGAAAUUGACAUUAAAUUGGGACCAAUAAGAAGCGAAAUUGAUGUUACGAUUGUUGAUCGAAUUUCUGCUGUUUUAAAUCCACAACCAAUUUGCACCUGUAGUUCAAGUUCAUCAACGAGAGAUGCUUUAAAUCAGCAAUCUCUUUUUGAGAGUCCACACUUACCAGAUUCUAGGACAGAUAUUAAAAUUUCAUCACCUCAUUGUGUCAUAAAACUAAGAUUUCCAAUUCCCGAUAUGAGACCAUUGCACGACAUGAAUCGUGUUCCCUGGUGGAAACGUUCAGUGCGUGGUGACUAUGUCACUUUCAAUUUAAUGGAUACAAAAAUUCAUUCAUCAAUGGAGAGUCGAUUACGUUAUUUGUCACGACAUGAGAUUCAAUGUCGACAAUUACUCAUGACAUACACUGAGGCCGAUUCUGAUGUUCCUGUGGAAAUUGGAAAAGCAUCGGCUGAUGAAAAAUCCGAUGGCACAUCAUUGCAACAGGACAAUAGUGAGGGUUUUGGUUGGCCGAGAAUUGUUAUUACAAUUUUUCCAAAACAUUUGGGUGGUCCAUUGGAGGAUAGCUCGGAAGGUGAACCUGACUCGAGUUUAGAUGAUACUCUUCAAAAUUUGGAGAAUGCCUCGAGACACGCACCAUCGCCGUUUAGUUCAAAAAGAAUUAUUCACGAAUCCGAUACGCCUCAUUCUCGAUCUCAAGCUCAAGGCGAACGAAAUGAUACUGAUAACAGAGAUGGUGAGGAAUUGAUUAUUCCCGGAAAUCGUCAAGAAAUGCUCGAAUUUAUUGAGGAGGGAACUCGUGGUUCAAGAAUACAAUUGGAAAUUGGUCUACCUUGUACUUCAAUUCAAAUUCCAUCGAAACAUUUGUAUGAAUUAUUGUACAAUCGUUUUAAUUCUGAUCUAUUAUUGUGGGAACCGUCAGCGCCAAGACCAAUGUACACAUCACCGGAUACACACAUUGGUCUCGAUUUUUCGCCAAAUCUCUUACAAGAAUCAAUAUAUCCCAAAUUCAGCAUGUGUAAAAGUGGAAUACAAUAUGACUCGGAAUCGGAUUCAGAGGAUGAGGGAAUAUUUUAUUCGACAGCUGAAAAAAGUAUGAAAACAAAGCAAAUUCGAUUAUCAAAAAAUGGACAAUCAAAAAUUGCAUUAACUUUAAAUAUUAAUCAUGGUUUAUUAAGUAUGUAUACGCCGGUGAGAGAUUCAAUGAGAAAUGUAAUACCGGGACAACAGGGUGAAUUAAUAUUGAGAGUUGAGGAUGCGACAUUAUUUUUUGUCACAUCGUAUAAAGGUGAUAUUAAUUUGGGAUAUAUUUGUGCAAUGUCAAAAAAUAUUUCACUAAAUCAUUGUGGAUUAACAACAACACCAUCGCAAACACCGCCAUUGCGAUCGAUUAACAGCAUUAUACCGAGGCAUUGUCUUCAGACAAUAUAUAGAAGUGAAUCAGGAACAAAUGUCACGCUCAAAUCAACUGACAAAGAUAUGCUCGCUGUUGCUAUUCGUAUACAAGCUGCGCAUCAAACACACAAAAUAAAGACUUUUAGGGUGGCAGUUGGAAUAAGAAAUGCGACCCUCAGGCAUCGAAUGAGCGCAACUCAAUCUUCAUGGUUCUCACAAUUAACUGACUGUUUGGACGUUACUGAUCAUCCAAUCGCGGGUUAUUCUCCACCGGGAGUACUUACCGAAUUGCAUCUUCAUCUCUGGGACUGUGCAGUUGCUUACAGACCAAUUCAUCUUCCACUGAGAUCAAUGGUUACAUUGGGAAGUUUCAGUAUAUCGAGUAAUAUUGCAGCUCAAACAAAUACAUCGACUCUUCGUUUUAUCGCUGAGGAUUUGGCUUUAUUUAUUUCCGAUAAGCUUGGCAAUCAUGUGGAUUUGAAAAGAGAUUUUGUCUGUGUAAUGGAUUUGGGUCUCUUUGAAUUGUCAUUGAGACUCAAUGAGAAAAUGUGCGGCGGUGCACCGCGUGUUGAUUUACGUGCAAGUAACAAUUGUUUACACGUGAGAACUUGCGCUGAUUCGGGCAGUGCUUUAAUGCAACUUUUAACAUAUUUCGCGAGUGAUGGUGAUAUCGCGUCAAAUCUUGAUACAAGUGAUACAAUAUCAGUGCCAGGAUCGGGAGAUGAAGAGACAUUACUUGGCGAUGAGACAGCUAAUAAUUUGAGUAAAAGCCAAGUCGAGAGGGUCAAUAGUUUAAUGGAAGAAGCAAUGGAGGACACUGUAAAAGGAGCGGCUGUGAAUUCAUGUAAAAAAUCACCGGAAAUAGAGAAACAAGUGAAAGUCUUUUUUUUUCCUGACGAAUCAAAUCCUCUAUUACAAAAUGAGACAUCGCACACGGAAACAAAAAUUACGUCUCCACAAGAGAUAAACAUGGAAGAGGAAGAGGAUCCUGAUGAGGAUUUUUGUAUUCUCGGCGAAGAAGCGGGAGUUGGAAUUCUACCAAGACAUGGUGUACCAGAAAUUCGUUGGCUAUCACCCGAAUCAUUGCGUGUCAUUGACAAUCAUUUUUCAAUUCCAUUGGGAAAAGCUGAUGUUCUUAAAGCACCAAAACAUUUUCCACUUCCUGUUUUACGUUACACAUUGUGCGAAAUGAAUCUCAUUUGGCAUAUGUACGGUGGAAAGGAUUUUGGAAAUCCUCAACCACCACCAAAGAAACAUGUCACAAUUGACGAGGUCGGACAAAGGUACAACGCUAUGAAUCAAGGAAGGAGUCGUUCUGUGAUUGGUGGUGUUGGCUAUAAAAAAAGUUCACCAAAUGAAAUUCGUUUUGGUAGUGUUCCAAAUUCACCACGAGCACGUGCUCGUGAAUCGCCAUUGGAUUGGUGGUGUCUCGGCGGACCGGGAAGAGAUGAGAAACUCCUCAUGGAACUUCAAUUGCACAAAGUACGUUUUCAACAUGAAGUUUAUCCCGAGGAAACAACACAGGCGUCACGACAAAUUCUUCUCAUUAGUGAAAUUGAAAUUCGCGAUCGACUCGAUUCAUCGAAUAUUAAUAAAUUUCUCUAUCAAUGUAAUAGCGAGGAUAAACCAAGACAAUCACAUGCAAAUAUGUUUGAAAUGAAAGCUGUUCACAUUCGUCCUGAUCCAAAACUAAGUAGUCAGGAGUGUUGUUUGAAAUUGAGUAUUUUGCCAUUACAAUUAAAUAUCGAUCAGGAUAGUUUACAUUUUCUCAUUGAUUUUUUCACUGAAUUGAGCGGUGGACCAAGUCAGGAUAAUGCAAAUGUCAAUAGUAAUGCACAAUCGUCGCCGGGAUCAAAACAAGGAACACCAACUCAUCAUCCACCGGUGAUGAGUGUCAAUGACACCAAUGCAAAUUCAAGAAGCAUGAAUUCAUCACAAGAAAGCGAUACGGUUGUCGAUCAGAAUUUAAUGAUUUUACUUGAGGAUGAAUUAACAAUUAAGGAAAAUAAACAGGAUACAAAAAUUAUAUCCGAGUCACAGGACGACAGUCAACCAAUGUACUUCAGGAGUGUCGUUUUUGGACCAUCAGUGAAUAUAAAAGUGGAUUAUCAAGCGAAACGAGUAGAUUUUAGUCGCGGACCAUUGGUUGGCAUUUUAAUGGGACUUACGCAUCUAAAUAAAUCGGAAUUAAGACUGAAGGAAUUGUCAAAUCGUCAUGGAUUAUUGGGUUUUGACAAAUUAAUUACAUACCUGCUUCAAGAAUGGAUUCAGGAUAUUAAAGAUCAUCAACUAAAGGGCCUAUUGGUUGGCGUUGGACCAAUGCACUCUUUAGUUCAACUAUUCCAAGGAAUUCGUGACUUGUUCUGGAUGCCAAUCGAGCAAUAUCAGAAGGAUGGAAGAAUUGUACGUGGUUUACAAAGGGGUGCAAAUAGUUUCACAACAUCAACAGCGAUGGCUGCUCUAGAAUUGACAUCGCGAUUGGUUUAUGCAAUUCAAAGCACUGCCGAGACGGCCUAUGACAUGGUCAGUCCUGGACCAAGUGUCAGAAGAAAGACACGAGGUCAGAAAGGACGGAGGAAAAGAUACAGUCAACCCUCUGAUAUUCGUGAAGGGAUGACGAACGCCUACAUGCUAGUUAAAGAGGGUUUGGGCGAGACUGCGAAUCAAUUAGUGAGAGUCGCGAGUGAGGAACAUGAGCACAAAGGCGUUUCCGGUGCGGUUGGUGGAGUUUUGAGACAAAUUCCACCGACAGUCGUGAAACCAAUAAUCCUCGCUACUGAAGCAACAAGCAACGUUUUAGGUGGAAUUCAAUCGCAAUUGGUGCCAGACGCAAGGAGAGAAGCUGUACAAAAAUGGCGACAAGAUUCGACCGACGUUAAUUGAAUAUAAAAAAAAAAAAUUCACAUUAACGAAAAACUAUAAUUUUUUUUUUUUUUGAGAGAUAGAAGAGAGAAGAUGAAAUGUUGAAAAAAAACUCGCGCAAAAAAUUUUUUUUUCCUUUUAUAAAUAAAAAAAAAAAAAUUAAUAAUGCGAGAAAAAUUUUAUACUUGAAAGAUUUAUAAAGUGUGUAUAAAAAAAUUAAUUUCGGAAACUUUUAUUCCGAAUUAUAUUUGCAAAUGCAAAGACUUAAAAAAAAAUUAUAUAUAUAUAUUAUAUAUAUCUUCCGUUCCAAUAGAAGAAAAUUGUGUAUAAAAGAAAUGAAGAAUGUUGAAAAGAUUUAGAGUUUAAAACAAAAAAAAAAUUGUGAUUAUAAUUAUAAUUAUAUAAUGAGAUAAUAUUAUAUAUAUAUACAUAAUAAUUGAAACUUAUAUACAUAUUAUGCCUGAUCACUAAAUCGCUUGUAUGUAUUUUUGUUCUAACGUUGUGUAAUAAUGUUUUGUACCCAUGAUGAUGACUCGUAAAGAAACAAAAAAAACUUUUAUUAAUAAAAUCGUGGAUUAAUUGAA